CUCAGUUGUCAAAUUGAUAAAAAACAACUGUGCUGAAUAUUUUGACGUUUAUCUACCCAUAUGUGUAUAUCUGCAUCCACGGGCUGGUUUUGCGACCUGUGCUUACGUAUCAGUUUUUACUCAGUCGAAACAGAAUUGGAGUUGUUCGGGCAAAAUGACGCCUAAAUUAAAAAUAUCGAGAUUCGUCUUAAAAAGAAUGGAAAAGAUCAAGCAACAAUGCAGUGGGUGUCUCUUCGGUUUAAUGUACGACGGGGCCCUGCUCAUCAUGGGUUUCAACAUCGAAUCCACGAUCGGCGAGUUGAACUACAAAGAGAUCCAGUACAAAUUCCCGGCGGAGCUGGAUAUGUGCGGGGUCAUCAAGUUCGGGGACGUUGGCGAUGGCGAUGCCGAGGUGAACAUAAAUCAGAUCAGCCACGACGUAGACUUCACAGACAAUCCCAUAAUGUUGACAUGUGCACUCGGCACCCUCGUGGAUCUGAAAGCGCAGAUUAUUAUGCAUGGAAAGCUAGAAGAGAUCCCGUACGAGGAGGUGACUGAGGAGGAGUUGUACAGAGACUUCUGCUUCACAAGAUUGCAGUGUGGACUGAAGUUCCUGACCGAUGAAAGGGACACGAAAACGAUUAGCAGAGACAUGCAAAGUAUGCGCAAGAAUCUGGCUUGUGGCAGUUUGGCUUUUUAUUUUGAGGAUGCGGAUAAAUACAUCACAACGAGUGGAUUAGACGGAAGCCUUUCAUCCAAAACCGUGGCCGAUCUACUUAGCUCUAUAAACAACCCAAGUGGAGAAACCAAACAAAAAUCCAAAAAUAAAAACACUCCUCCUCCAACAGAAUACGAAAUUAUCAAUGUAAAAGCAUUAACCCGGAAAACAAGAGACUUACAAGAGAAAAGCAGCAGCGCCUUGCAAAUGACUCUUAAACAAAACGAGGAGAAAGUGAUUAUCCCCCUACAAGUCGACGUGAUGGCAAUGCUUUACAAGAAAACGACUUUAGGAAAUGUUUACAACAUUUUAAUCGAAAGCAUAUGCAGAUCACUCCGACUCCUGGAGCAAAGUUUGGUAGAUCUCGUUUCACACGAAAAAAACCUUUCAGUGCCACGAAUUUUACACAUUAAUGUACCAGAAUUUGGACACCUCUUGUCCUGUGUGUACUUCGAUGACUUUAGUGAAGAGGAUCCUUAUUUCCAGCAGAAGAGGAAAAAACUACAUCACCACUUUGGACUGCCUACCACACGACCUUACUUCCGGAAAGCUAACCGCUUCGUCUUCAAAAACGAACUUGUGGACGCUCCUCUUAUCAAUACUCACAUCGGACUGAAGCCAACUGGACUUAAAGAAAGCCAGCAAUAUAUUGUGCAGGGCAAAUACAGUUACUACCACUACAAGCAGCAGAAUUUCGACGACAGCGGUUGGGGGUGCGCCUAUCGAUCGCUUCAAACACUUUGUUCGUGGUUUAGGUGGCAAGGAUACAUAGACCGCCCAAUCCCAACACAUGAAGAAAUUCAAAAGUACUUAGUGCGCGUAGGAGAUAAGCCGAAAGAUUUCAUUGGAUCCAAGAAGUGGAUUGGCUCCAUUGAAGUGCAAACGUGCCUCAAAGGACUCCUGGAUGUUGACUCCCGAAUCUUAAACGUCCAAUCAGGCCGAGACUUAGCCACUAAGGGCUCUGAGUUGGCAAUGCAUUUCCAAUCACAAGGGACGCCAAUAAUGAUCGGUGGCGGUGUUUUGGCCCAUACUAUCAUUGGUGUUGAUUUCAGUCCUCUUACAGGAGAUAUUAAGUUUCUUAUCUUGGAUCCACAUUAUACAGAUCGCGACGACUUAAGCAUUAUUCAAGGCAAAGGUUGGUGCGGGUGGAAAGGCCCUGAGUUCUGGGAUAAGAACGCUUAUUACAAUUUAUGCAUGCCGCAACGGCCGUAUAUUUACUAGUUGGUGAAUGUAAAGGAGAUUUUUUUUAUACCUCGUCCAAACGCAACAAAAUGUUAAAAAAAAAUAAACGCAAGUGUAAAUAAUUUUAGGUAACAGA
Molecule: messenger RNA, 2015 nt
Organism: Hermetia illucens (black soldier fly)
Lineage: Eukaryota; Metazoa; Arthropoda; Insecta; Diptera; Stratiomyidae
Gene: Ufsp2
Product: probable Ufm1-specific protease 2
Exons: 3
Coding region: 155-1918 (587 amino acids)
Source: RefSeq, a predicted model, not a curated record